CUGAAUGGCACGUGUUCCUCGUCCAUGGGCAAAGGCGUUCGUCCCGUCCCAUGGAGCGGCUCAAGUCGGCGGUGCCGGCGGAACUCCGGCGAGCCGUCGGCGAGGGCACGGCGGCCGACCUCCCGUUCACCACCUCCCGGUUGCUCUCCUUCCUCGAAGGCCUCCCUCUCUUCCAUCUGGUCAUUGGUGAGCUGACCGACCCGGAGCUCGCGCUGUGCCGCAAGGACAAGGGGAGGGCGGCCGAGCUGAAGGGGAAGGGCAACGAGUGCUUCUCCAAGAGGGAGUUCGAGCAAGCGCUUGGGUUCUACUCGCAGGCGUUACGUUACCUCCCAAUUAGUUCUGAUGGAAAGGAUGCGGGUUUGAUAGCUACAUUGUAUGUCAAUCGUGCCUCUACCAUGCAUAAAUUGGGCCUUUUGGAAGAGUGUAUACGAGAUUGCGACAGGGCCAUUUCUGUUUCACCUAAUUAUGCUAAGGCAUGGUACAGGAAGGGAAUGGUAAAUGCAUCCUUGAAGAACUAUAAGUCUGCCAUAAAUGAUUUGGAGGUUGCAUUGAGCAUGGAAGUAACUUCUUCUGGAAAGAGUAACAUCACACAAGAGCUGAAGUUGAUUUUACAAAAGCAUCAAAAUGUGAAUCAAGUUGGGGCAUCAAGCAGCGAUUGUACGGAUGCAGGUUUUCCACACACAGUGCAACAGCAUGAGGUUAUUCUAGAAUGUGUCUCUACACCCAACAAAGGUAGAGGAAUGAUGUCUCCAAAUGAUAUUUCGCCAGCUUCUCUGAUUCAUGCUGAGGAUCCUCUUGCUGCGAUUAUCAUGAAAUCUUGCCGGGAUACUCACUGUCAUUAUUGCUUUAGUGAAGCUCCAACAGAUGUUGUAUUCUGCCCUUCAUGUACAAUACCAAUAUACUGUUCAAACAGGUGCCAAGAUAAGGCUGUAGGACAAAUAUCCGGGAAUCAAAAUACUCAUCUUGAAUCUAACAAGAACCUGGUGGAUAUUGCAAAAUUGAGUGUAACUUCUACAAGGUGCAAGACUCUAGACUCUAAACAGAAUGCAGAACAUAAGCAUGAAUGUGGAGGUGCCCAUUGGUCAGCUGUUUUGCCAUCUGAUAUAGUUUUAGCUGGGCGAAUAAUGGCACAGUACAUAGAUAAACAAUUGUUGGCUGGAAAGAGAUCUACCAUUUCUGGUCCAAAUUUGGAUCUCGUCCACCACUAUGAUCAAGAUUCUCCUGCUAGCAAAUUUGAGUCACACAUGUACGCAAUUGUCCUGCUGUCAUGCGUCCAGAGUUAUUAUAAAUCAGGUAUCUCAUGGGCAGAAGAUUCUUUAUCACAGCUGGUUCUUUUGAUAUGUCAAAUUAAAGUCAACUCAAUUGCGAUUGUUCAUAUGAAAUCAAUGGAUGGAGGCAAGGCAUUGACAGUGGAUAAAAGGUUUUCUGGAUCUAGUGGUGCAGUUAUGUGUAGCGUGGAACAGGUCAGGGUUGCUCAGGCGAUUUACAAAUCCAGCAGCUUUUUCAACCACUCGUGCCAGCCCAAUGUACAUGCAUAUUUUCAUUUGCGCACUCUCGUUCUAAGAUCUACUGAAUAUAUAAAAGCAGGUACCCCCAUCGAGCUGUCAUAUGGACCACAGGCUGGUGAGAUAGAUCUUCCAGAGAGACAAAAGUCACUUAGGGAGAACUACUACUUCAGUUGUGGGUGUUCAAGUUGUUCAGUACUAAAUCUAUCAGACCUUGUCAUGAAUUCAUUUCGUUGUCCACAAAAUAACUGCCUUGGUGCUGUAUCAGAAUUAACUUUUAAUAAAUGCAAGGAGAAUUUUGUGCGUGUUUCCAUGGGAGAAUCUCAUGUCUGUUCCUUAUCAUUACCCGAUAUAUCCAGGUUUGAUGGCGAUAUGGUGAAGGUUGGAAAAUUAUUUUUCAAGACUGAUGCCAUUUUAAACAUAGAUCCUGGAUUCUGUUUGAGUUGCAGGUCUCGACUUGACUUGUCUUCUUCUGUUGCUAUGUCAGAUAGGGCAAUAUCAAAGAUAAAUAGGUUGAAGGAGCUUCCAUCUCUAGACCAUGCCCCUGAAUUUCUCAUUGCAGAAGCAUUACGAUCACUAGAGCAAAUCAAGAAGUUUAGACACCCGUAUAGCAAGGCUCUUGCUCAGGCACAAGACACAAUUGCGGAGGCCUUUGCAAAGGUAGGAGAUCAAGAACAAGCAAGAAAACACUGUAAAGCAUCCAUCGAGAUUCUUGAGAAGCUGUAUCACACCAAGCACAUCAUCAUAGCGCACGAGUUAAUCAAGCUUGUUUCAAUCGAGCUUUCCAUGGGAGAUAGCGCAAGCGCGGCUGCUUCAUUUGCCCAGGCAGAGGCGAUAUUCUCCCUGUAUUAUGGUCCUGAUGUAAAGAAAAUUUUCCCCUAUGUUGAUGUGCUCAGAAGAAAUGUCGGUGAACGGUAUAUCGGAUGAUGCUGAACAUAGUAGGAAUUUGCAUUAUUUGCAUGCCUUGGAUCGACAUUUCCCUGGGAGUAGCAAGUUAACAGAUAAAUCUAGAAAAAGAAAAAGAUAGCAGGUUAGUUAAAGACCCGUUACGUUAUAGUCUUGCCUGUGUGAAUUACGAAUUUCCUUCUGUUUUUUUUCUGAAUACUAUUUUUUUAAAAAAAUCAUCAGCAUUUGCCUUUGCCAAAAGGAUGCUGCUACAUUGAUUUUGCCCAUGAGGAGAAGAAAAGGUAUACAAUACAA
Messenger RNA from Oryza brachyantha (malo sina), 2705 nucleotides. Its product is annotated as SET and MYND domain-containing protein 4. The transcript is spliced from 15 exons. The record is from RefSeq and is a predicted model, not a curated record. Lineage: Eukaryota; Viridiplantae; Streptophyta; Magnoliopsida; Poales; Poaceae. Bases 51 to 2432 code for a protein of 793 amino acids. Gene Ontology annotation, molecular function: protein binding.